Molecule: messenger RNA, 1518 nt
Organism: Eremomyces bilateralis CBS 781.70
Lineage: Eukaryota; Fungi; Ascomycota; Dothideomycetes; Eremomycetales; Eremomycetaceae
Product: Metallo-dependent hydrolase
Exons: 2
Coding region: 1-1518 (505 amino acids)
Molecular function (GO): hydrolase activity, acting on carbon-nitrogen (but not peptide) bonds, in cyclic amidines
Source: RefSeq, a predicted model, not a curated record
AUGGCAAAGAUCCAAUUCGGCACGAACAAUCCCUCAACCUUGACCUCAACCUCUCCACCACCCGCAUACUCCCCUUCCUUAUCUCUGGCCAACUCCUCCAAACGGCGUUCUGAUACCGCCAUACAACCAAACAUCUUAUUCAAUUCCAUAUCCGCGCUCGACUCCUCCAACAAUACCACCGCAACCGCCGUUCAAUCCAUCAGCGCAACCCACAUCCACCGCAUCAUUGGCGUCCGCCUCCCCCGACGAUCCCCGCAAAAGCUCUACGACAUCCUCCUGACGAAGGGGAAGAUCGCCGAGGUCUCCCCUCACAACCCUCGCAUGCCCUCGCUUUCCCACCUCCCAGGCAUCCUCCUCGGCAACGGACGACUCAUCGCCCCGAGCCUCUGCCACGCACACAUCCACCUCGACAAGUGCUUCCUGCUCUCCGACCCCGCCUACUCCGACCUCUCGAUCCAGCACGGCACGUUCGACGAAGCCAUGUCGCUGACCCAGCAAGCCAAAGCGCGGUUCACCCACGACGACCUCCUGCGGCGCGGUCGGCGGCUCGUCCUCGAGAGUCUGCGCGCGGGCGUCACUGCCAUGCGAGCGUUUGUGGAGGUGGACGCCACGGUCGAGAUGCUCUGUCUGGACGCCGGGAUUGAGCUGCAGGAGCAGUUCCGCGGGUUGUGCGAGAUCCAGCUAUGUGCGUUUGCGCAGGUGCCGUUGUUCUCGGGUACGGACGGCGGGGAUGCGGCGCGGAAGUUGAUGAGGGAGGCGGCGAAGCGGGGUGAGGUGGCGGUGGUGGGGUCGGCACCGUAUGUGGAGGCAGAAGAGGUGAAGGCGCGGAUGAACGUGCGGUGGUUAGCUGGGUUGGCGAAGGGAGAGGGAAAGGCGCUGGAUUUCCAUCUGGAUUAUUUCGGGAUCGAGAGGCAGCCGAUGGUGCAUGAUGUGGUUUCGAUUUUGAAAUCCGUGGCCUGGGUUGAGCAGAGGUCUGAUACCCAACCGGUGUGUCUGGGCCAUUGCACGCGGUUGGCGCGGUGGACGCCCGCGGAGUGGAGGCGGCUGAAGGAGCAGAUCGAAGAGGCGAAACUGGACGUCAGUUUCGUCGGGUUGCCGACCAGCGACUUGUUCAUGAUGAAGGACAAGUCGACGUUGAAUCCCGUCGAGCUGGUGAGAGAUCAUCAACUGAACGCCGCGAUCGCGGUGAACAAUGUUGGAAAUGCGUUCACGCCACAGGGGAGUUGUGAUCCAAUCACGGUCGCAAGUCUAGGGGUUGGAUUGUACAGUGCUGGAACGAAGUUCGAUGCUAGUCUGCUAUAUAACUGCGUGUCCUCCCGAGCGAAAUCCGCAAUCGGCCUAGAUUCCAUUCCGUCUCCAGGUCUUCAUGAAGGCCAACCUGCAGAUUUCGUCUUAUUUGGUUCUGGAGAAAGUGACUGGACUUCUCCCCGAGCUGUUACAGAUGUCGUGUACAAUCCCGGUGCUGUUUCGAAUCGGCAGAUCAUAAGUGCUGGACGAUUAUUGAAUUUUUCUAGGUAG